AUGGUUGUUGAGUGGAGUGUUGUGGAUGAGAUCCGUCUACUGCGGUGGGUAGCCGAAUUCAAGCCCGUGGGCGUGCACAAGCACUUCCAUAUGGUGUGUAUCCUGGAGCGGAUGAACAAUGCGGAGAAGUACCCCGUUGUGACGCUGCAGAAGGAGGUUGUGCGGCAGGGGAAGACGUUCAGCGCGCGGGACCUGUGGGAGAAGCUGAGCGGGUACUACAACCUGCAAGAGGCUGACCUUCUCGAGUUGCAGACCGGGCUGGCAGGGCUGGCCCCUGAGAUGAGCAGGGAUUUCAGUCUUCCCUGGGACGAGUACGGUGAAUUGAUCUUGGUCAAUGCGAAGAACGGCGGACACAGUCCUGCGGCGAAAGCUGAGAGUGUCCCCGAAACGAGUGAACUGCUGCAAACGCAGAAAUCGGACACGGUCGGACCGCCACAGGACGAGGUGGGACCCUCCACAUCUGUGGAACAGUCCGUUGAACCAACGGUUUCUGCCAAGGAGGAGGAAUCACAGGAGGCACCGGCCACCACUGAAGAGCCAAUUGACAGGGAGCCGAGUAGCCCCUCGACUGGCCUGGACGCUACAGAAGGGACACCCGAGCAAGUGGAGUCCGCUCAGACACAAAGUGGGCCCCCCGAGGCCGAAUAUCCUGCUUCCAGCCCUGCUGUGAUACCCGAAACUGAUCAGACACAGGUUGAAGAGCCAUCGGAUGAACACGAUGACGGUGCGCAUUCCCGCAGUGUAUCUCCAGAACGCAGUGAGGACAGCGGGAACAUAGCACGGCGUAUACGAAGACAGUCCGUGCGGUUACGGGAGAAGAGUAACGAGGAGAUCACCGAGGAGACCCCAGAGACAAGUGGGGCGACACCGUUAGAGAAGCGACCACGCGACGAGGACUUGUCGUCGCCGUCGCCCUCUGCGGGCACGGACGAACCGCUGGCGAAGCGGACGAGACACUCUGCACAGACUCAGGAGCCUGAACCACCGCAGUCUCCGCCGGACAAGAAGAGGCUGUCGCAGCCGAAGAAGUACCCGAGGCGGCAGACGCAACCGAAGAGAACCUCAAGCCGGCUACGGUCACGCAAGUAG
Messenger RNA from Huiozyma naganishii CBS 8797, 1089 nucleotides. RefSeq names its product Eaf7p (gene EAF7). NCBI's taxonomy places the organism in Eukaryota, Fungi, Ascomycota, Saccharomycetes, Saccharomycetales, Saccharomycetaceae. Gene Ontology annotation, cellular component: NuA4 histone acetyltransferase complex; nucleus. Gene Ontology annotation, biological process: regulation of transcription by RNA polymerase II. The transcript has a single exon. Bases 1 to 1089 code for a protein of 362 amino acids. The record is from RefSeq and is a predicted model, not a curated record.